AUGGCUCUCCUGACGACGGGGCAGGAGGAGCUGCUUGCAAGCUUGGAGCGCGUGUGGCAGCAGCACCUCGGGGCUACGUCAUCGACAGAUGCAUCGACGGCGUUCACCAAGGCGCCCAUGAGCCUCAAGAACUACUACGCAUCGCACGUGUCGACCGCAUCGGCAACGGCGCCGCUGCUGCCGCCCGCCGUCGACGCCUUCCAUCAGCGUGCUGUAGCGUGCGUGAAUGCUAGCAACGCAGUGGUCGAGCAUACGCAAGCGUCUUUGAGCUUGCUUCAGGAGAUGGAAGAUCGCCAUGCGUCGGUUGUCGCGCUCACCGGCGCCCUCUACGAGAGCUUCGAGACGCUCCUCCACGAGCUUGACGCACUCGAGGUAAAGCUCAAGGCCAUGUCGACGCCGCUGCCGUACUUCACGCGCAUCUCGUCGCUUGCCAAGAGCCUCGGCGGUCACAUUGACUUUUCGUCCAAGCCCGACGCAUCCGUGCACGUGCAUGUGCGGCCCUACACGUUUGGCACGAUCGAUCCGACCGCACCCGCGUUCACCGAGGCGAUUCGCACGAUUGACGAGUGCACGGGGUACCUCCAGGAGCACAUGGACUUUAAGGACACGGAGAUGUACCUCGCCGCGUACAACCAGCUCCUCUUGCAUGCGUCGCACUGCCUCAAGGACUAUGCGAUCGCCGCCCUCGAGUCGGCCAAGGAUCAAGUGGCUGCAGCCAACGCCAAGCGGACGGUGCACGCCGACAUUCUGGACCCGGCCUCGACGUACUACGCCCAAUUCCACGUCGCCGCGCCCGCGUGCCAAGCGAUUGCCAAGCAUUUGGAGCAGCGAACCAUCACACCAGGCUCGGAGCAGUUUAUGAUGGACGUGCUCGAUGCGUAUGUGAGCCAACGCGUCGCGCUGCUGCUACCUGCGGUCACUACACACCUCCAUGCGCUCGACGGGUCGACCUCGGACCUCGUCCACGUGCUGCGCGUGGGCUGCCAAUUCCUCGUCCGCGUGUGCCAGGCCGAGCACCACUUGUUUACAACUAUGUUUGGUGCGCCGCCCAGCGCAUCUCUCUUUGCUUCGGUGCUGCUCUACGACGACGAUGACGACGACGACGUGGCCGCCGACGAGCUCGAUGGCAAUGCGUUCCAGCGCCUCGUGCUGCAACUGUGCUACCCGCUGUACCAAUGCAUUCGCCCGCGUAUGAUCCACGAGCAAGACCUCGAGGUUCUCUGCGAGUCGAUCGAAGUGCUUCGUAGCGAGAUCAUGGAAGCGCAGAUUCGGCCCCGAGGUGUCGCCACUGAAGUGCUCGAGGCUGCGAUCGAGCGCAUGGUUGGGGAUGCGCAGGAGCGCCUUAUACUCUGCACCCAAAAGUUCAUUCGCGACGAGAUCGAGGGGUUUUACCCGACACCCGCCGACCUCGACUACCCGCCAAGCUCCAAGGUACCAGUCCUAGCAACGUCCGUGUACGCGACCUGGUACCCGACGCUCGAGCACACGCUCAUGUGUCUCUCCAAAGUGUACCGCUACCUCCACAUGCAUAUUUUCACCGAGCUCGCGCAAGACGCGGUCUCGAUCUGCACUGCGUCGCUCAAAAUGGCUGCUGCCGACCUCACGGCGCAAAAGGGCCCCUGCGACGGCGGCCUCUUCCUGGUCAAGCACCUCUUGACGCUGCGCGAGCGCAUCACGCCGUUCGACAUUCAGUUUUCGAUCACGGAGAAGAGUUUGGACUUUACGUCGACGACCGACGCGAUGGGCAACGUGCUCUCAGAUGCAUUCUCGCUCUCGCUCGACAACUCGGUGCUGGGACUGCUAACGCACGGCAUUCCACACGUCAACACGACCACGUCCGAUGUGAAAAAGGACCUCGAGCACGAACUCAAGAAGGCGUGCACGACCUUUAUUGAGUUUGGCCUUCAGACUGCCGCGCGGCCGCUCUCGACCCUCUUGCGCAAGGCGCAGUCGGCGAAGGCCCUGCCUGUGGUCGCGGCGGCGCUCGUUGAGCUCGAGGAGACCAUGCAAAUGCAGAUCCCCAAGCUCCGAGAUGCGAUUCACGCGUACCUCAUGCAUCCGUCGACCGAAGCGAUUCUCUUCCAGCCGAUCCAAAAGGCACUCUUGGAGGCCAUCGAGCAGCUCAAGAUGCAGCUCGAGCAGCAGUACCCUGGCCUCGACGCACGUGCUGACGUGGACGCGCGCAUUCAAGUCGCGCUCUCGCGUGUGCUCCAGCUGUAA
Messenger RNA from Saprolegnia parasitica CBS 223.65, 2220 nucleotides. RefSeq lists its product as hypothetical. NCBI's taxonomy places the organism in Eukaryota, Oomycota, Saprolegniomycetes, Saprolegniales, Saprolegniaceae. The transcript is spliced from 15 exons. Gene Ontology annotation, biological process: intra-Golgi vesicle-mediated transport; intracellular protein transport; Golgi organization. The record is from RefSeq and is a predicted model, not a curated record. Bases 1 to 2220 code for a protein of 739 amino acids. Gene Ontology annotation, cellular component: membrane; COG complex; cis-Golgi network.